AUGUGGCCUAUGAUCUGUCUUCUCGUGGGCGGCGCGGCGUUCGCGGCGCGCCGCGGGCUGCGCGAGGCUGCGGUGUGGCAGGCCGCGCGGAAAGCUGCGGCGGAGAAGGCUGGGGAGAAGGGCGGCGAAGCUGCGAAGGGGAUGCCUGGCGACUUCAGCGAGACGCUGAGGCAGUGGACUGAGAAGGCUGGCAACCUAGGCAGCUACUGGAAGGCCUUCUCGCGCGACUUGCGCGGAUUCGAGAACCCGAUGACCCAAGCUGAAGCGUACCAGAUCUUGCGACUAAAUGCGGCGGCGUCGAGGGAGAAGAUCUUGCAAACUCACAAGCAGCUCAUGCUCAAGAAUCACCCCGACAACGGAGGCUCUACCUACAUGGCGACGAAGGUGAACGAGGCGAAAGAAAAGUUGCUGAAGGGCGGCCGCUAA
This is a messenger RNA of Besnoitia besnoiti, 426 nucleotides long. Its product is annotated as putative TIM14 protein. The transcript has 3 exons. Gene Ontology annotation, biological process: protein import into mitochondrial matrix. Gene Ontology annotation, cellular component: PAM complex, Tim23 associated import motor. Gene Ontology annotation, molecular function: ATPase activator activity. The record is from RefSeq and is a predicted model, not a curated record. Lineage: Eukaryota; Apicomplexa; Conoidasida; Eucoccidiorida; Sarcocystidae. Bases 1 to 426 code for a protein of 141 amino acids.